UGUCCCCAGCAGGCACAGAAAUUGGGUUGGUGCCAGGUUUUUAAUGCCCGGACCUUAAAUCGUUAGACAGCGCGAGUCCGUUGUAGGCCUGGAGCAAUUCAGACACAAGGCAAAAAGGACAUAAAUUUGCCUAUGCCUUGUAACGUCUACACCACCAGCCUUUCUGAAACUAUUGUGCAUACGAAAUCAUCUCAGAAUCUUGUAAAAACACCGAUUCGGAUCCAAUAUGGGACCUGGAGUUCAUACAUUUCUAAUCAACUCCCAAAUGACAUUGAUGCUGAUACUGUCGGUUUCCCAACCAAGCAAUGUAGCAAGGUACGAAAUUCUUAAGUCCCUAAAGGGCAGGGACCACGCCUCCCGCGUUAGCACAGUGCCUGGCCCAAGGCACUUUAUGGGUUAACACUCGCUGAGGACCGGAGUGAAAGCGCCCCCAGAUCGUCACGUGACUGCCUUUCUCCGACAGCCGGUUUCGGCUCACAUAACACAUCUACUGUCCAAAACAUUUCUAUUUUUCUCACACAAAAACUACAGUUAAGUUUUUAUAUUCUAUGUAGCCCCAGCCUAGGACGUAAGAUCCACGAGACCAGAGACCUUGUGAUGAUUCCCCCAGGUUGCUGACCCUCCCGGUGUGCCCCGGGCCUGCUCUGGGGGACACAGCGGCGAAUAUGCUGAACAAGGCCCCUGUUUCACGGAGCUAAAGAUCCAGUAAGGACUUCACCCAGCAAGAGGCAACUACGCUGGGCUUCGAUGCCCAGUACCUCUGCAGAAAGGCGGAAUGGCAGGAGUCUCCUAAAGUCCCCAAUGUCCGAGGACGCGGAAACCCACGCCCCCAGUGCAGGUGUCACUCCGAGGGGCGCCUGCGCAGUCCCAAGAGAGGCGCGUCCCAUUGGACAAUCCCGAGCGGAAGAGCCCAAGGUAGCCGGGGGAGUUGUGACGGGCCGCUGAAGACGUACUUAGAAAAGGGGUGCAUACUGGAUAUUCAGGCCAGGAGAAGAACGCAAAAAGUAGUGACGUACAUUAUCUUCUGCAUAUUUACUUGGGAAAUUGUGUUUCUCCCUAUUCUGAGUCUUGGAGGAAUUGGACUCGUCCAACCUUCUGCAGGGAGCAGUAGAGCGCGGCAGUAUAGAGAGUAGCCCUCACGAAGGGGACGUGGGAAAGAGGUGGCGGGGAACGCUGGGAAACUCCCGGCCUCCGCCACCAUCUUGUUUUCCUUAAGCCGGCGGGACCGUUUGUGUCAGAACAAUCUUGAAUCAUGAAGCUACUAACCAGAGCCGGGUCCUUCUCGAGAUUUUAUUCCCUCAAAGUUGCCCCCAAAGUUAAAGCCACAGCUGCGCCUGCAGGAGCACCGCCACAGCCUCAGGACCUUGAGUUUACCAAGUUACCAAAUGGCUUGGUGAUUGCUUCUUUGGAAAACUAUGCUCCUCUAUCAAGAAUCGGUUUGUUCAUUAAAGCAGGCAGUAGAUAUGAGGACUCCAACAAUUUAGGAACCACCCAUUUGCUGCGACUUGCAUCCAGUCUGACGACAAAAGGAGCUUCAUCUUUCAAGAUAACCCAUGGAAUUGAAGCAGUUGGUGGCAAAUUAAGUGUGACCGCAACAAGGGAAACCAUGGCUUACACUGUGGAAUGCCUGCGGGGUGAUGUUGAUAUUCUAAUGGAGUUCCUGCUCAAUGUCACCACGGCACCAGAAUUUCGUCGUUGGGAAGUAGCUGACCUUCAGCCUCAGCUAAAGAUUGACAAAGCUGUGGCCUUUCAGAAUCCGCAGACUCAUGUCAUUGAAAAUUUGCAUGCAGCAGCUUACCGGAAUGCCUUGGCUAAUCCCUUGUACUGUCCUGACUAUAGGAUUGGAAAAGUGACAUCAGAGGAGUUACAUUACUUCGUUCAGAACCAUUUCACAAGUGCAAGAAUGGCUUUGAUUGGACUUGGUGUGAGUCAUCCUGUUCUAAAGCAAGUUGCUGAACAGUUUCUCAACAUGAGGGGUGGGUUUGGUUUAUCUGGUGUGAAGGCCAAAUACCGUGGAGGUGAAAUCCGAGAACAGAAUGGAGACAGUCUUGUCCAUGCUGCUCUUGUAGCAGAAAGUGCUGUCGCGGGAAGUGCAGAGGCAAAUGUGUUUAGUGUUCUUCAGCAUGUCCUCGGUGCUGGGCCACAUGUCAAGAGGGGCAGCAACACCACCAGCCAUCUGCACCAGGCUGUUGCCAAGGCGACUCAGCAGCCAUUUGAUGUUUCCGCAUUUAAUGCCAGUUACUCAGAUUCUGGACUCUUCGGGAUUUAUACUAUUUCCCAGGCCACAGCUGCUGGAGAUGUAAUCAAGGCUGCGUAUAAUCAAGUCAAAACAAUAGCUCAAGGAAACCUUUCCAACACAGAUGUCCAAGUGGCCAAGAACAAGCUGAAAGCUGGAUACCUAAUGUCAGUGGAGUCGUCUGAGCGUUUCCUGGAAGAAGUUGGGUCGCAGGCUCUAGUUGCUGGUUCUUACGUGCCACCAUCCACAGUCCUUCAGCAGAUUGAUUCAGUGGCUAACGCUGAUAUCAUAAAUGCUGCAAAGAAGUUUGUUUCUGGCCAGAAGUCGAUGGCAGCAAGUGGAAAUUUGGGACAUACACCUUUUGUUGAUGAGCUGUAAUACUGAUGCACACAUUACGGGAGAGAGCUGAACAUUCUCUCAGCCCAGAGCAGCAAACACAUGAAAGUCAGAAAUCUCUAAUAUAACAUUUGUCUUUUUUCCAGUGAGAUAAAAUAAGGCAUAAAUGCAGGUAAUUAUUCUCAGCUGACCUAAAGUCAAUAAAACAUUCUGCUUAGGUGUUUUUCUUA
This is a messenger RNA of Mandrillus leucophaeus (drill), 2802 nucleotides long. RefSeq names its product cytochrome b-c1 complex subunit 2, mitochondrial. The transcript is spliced from 14 exons. The record is from RefSeq and is a predicted model, not a curated record. Gene Ontology annotation, biological process: proteolysis. Gene Ontology annotation, cellular component: mitochondrion. Bases 1253 to 2614 code for a protein of 453 amino acids. Lineage: Eukaryota; Metazoa; Chordata; Mammalia; Primates; Cercopithecidae. Gene Ontology annotation, molecular function: metalloendopeptidase activity; metal ion binding.